This is a messenger RNA of Terrapene triunguis (Three-toed box turtle), 3091 nucleotides long. RefSeq names its product TEA domain transcription factor 1 (gene TEAD1). The transcript has 12 exons. The record is from RefSeq and is a predicted model, not a curated record. Lineage: Eukaryota; Metazoa; Chordata; Testudines; Emydidae. Bases 79 to 1368 code for a protein of 429 amino acids. Gene Ontology annotation, molecular function: DNA-binding transcription factor activity, RNA polymerase II-specific; RNA polymerase II cis-regulatory region sequence-specific DNA binding. Gene Ontology annotation, biological process: regulation of transcription by RNA polymerase II; hippo signaling; embryonic organ development. Gene Ontology annotation, cellular component: transcription regulator complex.
GGCUUGGAGACCCCAGCCACCAUCAUUGAGCCCAGCAGCUGGAGCGGCAGCGAAAGCCCUGCCGAAGACAUUGAAAGAAUGAGUGAUUCUGCAGAUAAACCUAUUGACAAUGAUGCAGAAGGUGUCUGGAGUCCUGACAUUGAACAGAGCUUUCAGGAGGCUCUAGCUAUCUAUCCACCAUGUGGGAGGAGGAAAAUCAUCUUAUCAGAUGAAGGCAAAAUGUAUGGUAGGAAUGAAUUGAUAGCCAGAUACAUCAAACUUAGAACAGGGAAGACACGGACCAGGAAACAGGUGUCUAGUCACAUACAGGUCUUAGCAAGAAAGAAAGUUCGAGAAAUUCAAGCCGCCAUUAAGGUGUCUAGUCACAUUCAGGUUCUUGCCAGAAGGAAAUCUCGUGAUUUUCAUUCCAAGCUGAAGGAUCAGACUGCAAAGGACAAGGCACUUCAGCACAUGGCAGCAAUGUCAUCCGCUCAGAUAGUAUCAGCUACUGCUAUACACAACAAGUUGGGCCUGCCAGGAAUUCCCCGUCCUACAUUUCCUGGUGCACCUGGGUUUUGGCCAGGAAUGAUACAAACAGGGCAGCCGGGAUCCUCACAAGAUGUAAAGCCAUUCGUUCAGCAGGCCUAUCCUAUUCAGCCAACAGUCACAGCUCCCAUUUCAGGGUUUGAGCCUGCAUCAGCUCCAGCACCCUCAGUUCCCGCUUGGCAGGGUCGAUCCAUUGGUACAACCAAACUCAGACUGGUGGAAUUCUCAGCUUUUCUUGAACAACAGAGAGACCCAGAAUCAUACAACAAACACCUCUUUGUGCACAUUGGACAUGCCAACCAUUCUUACAGUGACCCGUUGCUUGAAUCGGUGGACAUUCGUCAGAUUUAUGACAAAUUUCCUGAAAAGAAAGGUGGUUUAAAGGAACUGUUUGGGAAGGGCCCCCAAAAUGCCUUCUUCCUAGUAAAAUUCUGGGCUGACUUAAACUGCAACAUUCAAGAUGAUACAGGAGCAUUUUAUGGAGUAACUAGCCAAUAUGAGAGCUCAGAAAACAUGACAAUCACCUGUUCCACCAAAGUCUGCUCAUUUGGAAAGCAAGUAGUAGAAAAAGUAGAGACGGAAUAUGCAAGGUUUGAGAAUGGCCGGUUUGUGUACAGAAUAAACCGCUCUCCAAUGUGUGAAUAUAUGAUCAACUUCAUACACAAGCUCAAGCAUUUACCAGAGAAAUAUAUGAUGAACAGUGUAUUGGAAAAUUUUACAAUUUUGUUGGUUGUAACAAACAGGGAUACACAAGAAACCCUACUCUGCAUGGCUUGUGUAUUUGAAGUUUCGAACAGUGAACAUGGAGCACAACAUCACAUCUACAGGCUUGUAAAGGACUGAGCAGUUAUUUAUAUAUACACUUCAUUACACUUCUUUAUCAAAAACACAGACUGUAAACCUCAACACUAAGUGGCAGUGCCUCUGGCCCAGCUUUCACCCACAUUUUUCUAAAUCCCGUUUUAGUGAAGUCAUUUUUAAUGUGUUCAUAUAUAAUUGUAGCUGUGAAAUUCUGGUACAGUUGUAAAAAAUUCUUUCUAAAACUAAGUGUUCUUCAAAUUUGUAAACGACAGUUCUUUGGGAAGACUGUAUUUAAGAACCUAAUGCCUUUGUCUGUGGAGGCUUAUUUUUAAUUGUGAUAGAAAAAUGUAAGACAGAGCAUUUGCCGUGGGGAAAACUUACAGCAUUUAUAAGAAUUUAUUUAGGGUUUUGUUUUGUUUUUUUCCAAAAUAAAAUACUUAUUUUACGAUGCAAAUGAAAUUGAAAUGAAUCUUUAACUAUAACUGUAAAUUAGUACACAAAGUUAAUAAUCUUUAUAGAAUUAUCUUUGUAACUAAUUAGAGUGGAAGAUACGGACGAAUGUAAUUCACUAAAUUAUUUUUUAAAAUGAAACAUUUUUUCUGUUUGAAACCAAAUGAUAAAUAUAGCCUUAAGAAAUGCCUGAUAGAAACAAGCAGGUCCUAAAAUUAGGCAAAUUUUGUAUUUUUUUUCUCAAUGUUAAAACUAAUCUUCUAAUUCAUUAAACUUUCCAACAGGUAUUGCAGAGAAAGAGAACAUCAUCCCUUAUACUUAACGUAUCUAGUGUAUUUUUAAAAAUAUAAAGUUGUGUUGUACUAAUAUGGAAAUUUGAUUAUUUAAUGAAAAAAUGAUGGCUCAUUUUGCAAUAAGUAGGUAAAUACUGAAAAUUUAGACUUACAUUUUAUGUAGUCUUGUGUGUGCAGUUAUAUUUUAUACGGACAACUAUAUUUUCUGUUGAGUGAAAAAUUUGCAAUACCGAAAUUAACAAACAUAGGGGGAAACAAUUGACAUUAUUACUGCAUUGCGAAUAAUCUGUAAACUGCAAGCUAGAAAAAGUAAUGUGGUUGAGAGAAGAAUACGUAGGCCAGUAAAAGCCUCAUCAGCUUUAAUGUCGUAGGGAUGCUAGAAAAUCACAACCAUCAUCAGGCAAAACAGAUUUGAAGGGUUAUGUUCUUCCUUUUCUCAUUCUUCAUGAUGUUCCGGCACAUAUAUUAUCCCAGUUCUGUCUCCAGUCUCAAACAAGACAUGGUGCAUUUAGUACUAGUAGGCAGGGCAUGUAGGACACACCCAUCAAUACCACUUAGGGUCUGAUUGCCUUUCACAUCCAGAAUACACACAUGUGCAAUGUUCAUCCCUCUGAUUAAUAAACUGAAAAGUAGGUAGUUCAGAGAAGAUUCUAUCAUAGAGUGAAUUGAAGAGAUUUUAAUACUAGCAAGGAUUAAAAAUGUAGUCAUGGGUGUGAAUGGUUUUCUGGGAUACACAUGUAUCCCAUGUUCUCUGAUUCUUAUUGGCACAGAAAUGAGGAGAAAUGGGUUAUAAUGGGAAAUAACUAGGCUAAAACAAUGCAAUCCAUUUGGCAAACCACAAAUCCUAACAGGACAUAUCAAACACAGGUUACAAGAUAAGAUGCAUGACUGCUGCAAACAUCCAAAAACCACAUUUGUCAGGGGCUCGGUAAGUCUUGGGGAGUUUUAAGAAUUAAUGGAGAUAUCCUAUCUCCUAGAGCUGGAAGGGACUUUGAAAGGUCAUUGAGUCCAGCCCCCUGCCU